Molecule: messenger RNA, 2673 nt
Organism: Ooceraea biroi (clonal raider ant)
Lineage: Eukaryota; Metazoa; Arthropoda; Insecta; Hymenoptera; Formicidae
Product: fibroblast growth factor 1
Molecular function (GO): growth factor activity
Source: RefSeq, a predicted model, not a curated record
GGACGCCUUGCACGAUCAUCAAGCUUGGCGAAUCCUCGUGCGCGUGCGGAGAAGAUCGGAGCUUUUCAUGUCGAGCUUUUUACGUCUCAAGUGCUACGUGUGACCGUGGCGAAAUUAAUUUCUUCCUUUCGGCAAAGACAAAGAUAAACGAAGUACGAACUUCGAUUAUCCUUUGGUUCUAAUUUUUAUUUAGUUUCACAGGAGAGCUUAUACGAGUAUGGUACAGGUGUAUGCGUAUCGGAAAGAGUAUAUUGUAAUGUGUUGUGAGCGAUGCCUCUUACGAACGGUACGGCUGUAACAGCUGAAAGCUAAAUUGCUAUAAAUAAUUAAUAGUGUGCCGUCGUCGAGGAAGAUUUAAGUUGAUAGUUGCAGUGCCUCUGGAUAAUCGCCUUCUGAAUUCGUUACAUUUAAUUGGCGUGGCGUGCAUCUGCUCUCAUUGAAUUAGUGUGUAAUAUGUCCCGAUGCGCAAUUAUCUAUACAACGGUGCACACGGCCACUAGUAGACCGAGACCACCGUUAAAUCUCGAGCGUUAUAGCGCUGUUGCUCUUACUCCGAAUGAAAAGUGUUUCGCACGCAUGGGUGCUUCCCAACAUAUUCGGAUAGAAAGAGAUUUUACCUAGUAUCCCGUAAACUGUCUUUCUUUCGAAUUUACAUAUUCGAAUAAGAUUAUUUUGAAAGAAACGUUAAGGCUGGCUUGAUUGCGUAUACUGUUAAAAAAUGAUGUAUAAUAUUCUUUUAUAGAGAGAUAUCGCACGUAGAUUUUAUAUGAAGUGAGGAAUAUACGGUUUUAUGUAAAAUAAGAAUUAAUUUAAUAUUUUCUGAAUUACAUGUUCGUGGUAAUCUUAGUUCUUAAUUUAAUUACAUAUUGCUUUUGGGUAUUCAAGCAAUCUGAAAUCUUGUUUUGCUUCUUCAGUAAUAUCUAAUAAUUCAGAUAGACAUUUGUCAUUAGAUAUUCUGCAUUUACUUGGAAAUGUGGCUACAUGAAUUUUCCUGAACGACAUCUUUGUAACAGCGAAAUAAAUCAGCCACAUUUAUGCGUGAUGUGAAUAUGAAUACACAAAUUUGUGCAACAGGGAGGAGAUCGAAAAUGAGCUUGCGGUGGAUUCACGAGAAUUUGGAAGCGCCUACGUGCGAUGAAGAAUGCAGCGAUAUCGAUGACAGCUGCAGCGACGACAGCUACGAUACAGAUUUGUCUCUUCAGGAGAACAAUGAUGUAACGGAGAACGAGAAAGGGAUCGUGAAAAACGAGAAAGGGAUCGAGAAAAAAGAGAAAGGGUGGCGGAAGAAGAGGGAAACCAAAAAACCUUCGAUCACCACUGUCACCUUCGACGGGAAAGGGACGGUACGUAACAUCGAACGCAUGUCUAAACCGCGCAAGUACUCACCCUGCGUGAUAUGGGAUCCUCGACAACCAGCGAGAAAUCCAGUCUACAAUUGUCGGACAAUAAAGCUCUACUGCCGAACCGGAUAUCAUCUGGCGAUUACAUCGUCGGGACGUGUUCGAGGAUUAUCCGCAAACAAUGAGUCGCACGCUUUGCUUCAUGUGACGCCGGUAUCUUUUGGCGUUAUCAGGAUACAAAAUGUUGAAACGAGACUCUAUUUGGCAUUCAAUAAAAAAGGACGAUUAUAUGGAGAGAUAAAUAUGACUAACGAUAAUACCGAAUGGGAACAAUGGAGCAUCGGUGCCUACGACGCGUUUCGAUCGCGGAAAUACGUGCAUUACGGAUGGUGGAUAGGAAUAAAGAAGAAUGGGCGAGCGAAACCGGGACCGAAAACGUCUUGGGGACAGAAGGCGAUACAAUUCUCGGCUAUCCAAGAGGAUUAAUCCGAGUUUAGUGCACAGACGCGCUUUCUGCAGGAAACGCUUUUUAUUCCCGAUAUAUCCUAUCGCAGACUUCCGAUAUUCCUGGUAGGAAAUCCAGGACAGCGAUGAAACGAAUGUUUUAUGAGGGAACAGAUGACGCCGCUCGGAUAAGGGAUGAAGAAUUUAUUUGGAUGUGAAACGAUAAAUGUAUGUUGGAACAAUGUUCCAAUAGAAUAUAAUGUUUAUUAUAACACUGUGUUACUCAACAAUGAGAUAGUUUGGGAUUGUGCAUUCUGCUUGUGCCCUCGAACUGAAACUAUAUCGCAAGUCGCAGUUUUUUUUAUUUGCAGUAAAUAUAUAUUUAUUAUUAUAUUAUUAUGUCAAUCGCGCCAAAAUCGUUACGCUCGCAAGCAAGAUAAUUACAUGCUUUUAAAUCAAAUGUAACUUUUUAAAUCAUUCUUUUACCAUUCAAAUACAUCAUUUAAAUCAUAGUCAUAGUUGCGUAGUCACAACUAGCAAACUAUCCACAAGCUAUCUUGCUUGUAGCGUAUACGUGAAUAUCAAUUUUUCGUAAUAUAUUAUUAUAAUUAUAGCGUAUUGCAAUUGUAUAUAAUUAUACAUUAUCUCUUUUGUACAUCUACAUACAAUGCAUAUAUAUAAAUACGUCGAAAUUUUCAAGCAACAGUUUUUAUUAAAACAGAAACUACUACGACGAAAAAUGUAGCUUCAAAUAUUUUAAUACUCAGCUUUGCAAAUGUGAAAUGGGCAUUUCGCUAAUAAGUUUCUGAAAAUUUAUUUAAUUGCAAGAAGCAAAUGCAUUAUUAACGCGCAACAAGAGGAAUUAAUAUUUAUACGUAUAACUGCAAAA